This is a messenger RNA of Linum tenue, 1772 nucleotides long. Lineage: Eukaryota; Viridiplantae; Streptophyta; Magnoliopsida; Malpighiales; Linaceae. The record is from the annotation of a GenBank genome assembly.
AUCGUAACGCAAGUCUCUCAGUUAGCUCAGCACUCGACGUCGUUCGUCUUCCUGCCGGAACUAAUUUCCCGUCUCUCCACCCGCCGUCGCCAGAGUCAGAUUCGAAGCCAUGAAAGUCUUCUCCGGCGGCCGUCAGUUCGCUCGUCUCUUGAAGUCUUCGGUUCUCCUCAACUCCGCAGCCGGCUGCCGGAACUUUUCCUCCGAGUCCUGGAUCCUCGCUGCUCCGCAGGCGGCUUGUCUCCCAUGGCUACACCAACUGCACGACGCCACCUUCUCUUCCGUUCGUUUCCCUGGCCAUUACACCGCGAAGGCUCAUUUCUCGACGGAAUCGAAUAACGCCGAAAUCGCUCCUACAGAGGCCGUGAAAGAGUUUCACGAGAAGAUUCUCGAGUCGGUCAAUACUAAGAGGACGAUGUCUCCCAACGCCUGGUUGUGGUCGCUGAUUGAGAAAUGUGAAAGCCACAAAGAUAUUGAGCUUCUGUUUGAUUGUUUGGAGAAUAUCCGGAGAUUUCGCCUUUCCAAUCUCCGAAUUCAUGAUAAUUUCAAUUGCAAUCUCUGCCGGGAGGUUGCCAAGGCUUGUGCUCGAGCAGGGGCCAUUGACUUUGGUAUGUGUCUUAUUCGAUUGAAUAGUCCACAAUCUGCAGGAAAGAAGACCCUUUGGAAACAUAAUGUGUAUGGAUUGACUCCUAGUGUUGCAUCUGCCAAUCAUUUACUGAAAAAUGCUAAGGUUCACGAUGAUGUGAAACUAAUGGUUGAAAUAAUGGGGCUCUUGAAAAAGAACGACGUGCCACUACAACCCAGUACAGCAGAUAUUGUUUUCAGCAUCUGUAACAACGUGGGUAAUUUGGAGUUGAUGGCAAAAUACUUGAAGAAGUUUGUCAAGGCUGGAGUUCAACUACGAACAGCUGCUUUUGAUGCAUCGAUGGAUCUUGCUGCCAAAAAAGGGGAUACAGAAGCACUGUGGGACAUUGAAAAGCUGCGAUCUAAGUCAAUGAAGCAGCUCAGCCUUGUCACUGGGUUCUCUUGUGCUAAGGGUCUGAUACUAGGACGUAAACCCCAGGAAGCUGCCUCGAUCAUUCAAGUCUUAAAUGAGACCUUACCUGAAACCAAGAAGUCGGGCAUCAUGGUUGAACUCCAGAAGUUAGCUAGCGAGUGGCCGUUGGAUGUAGUGAAGCACCAAUCGGAAGACAAAAGAAAGGAACUAGCAGCUGCAUUGAAGUCCGACAUCCCAGCCAUGAUCAGCGCCCUACUAAACACAGGUUUAGAGGUGAGUGUAGAUCUAGAGAACCUAACCAGCAAGGAAGAAAUGCUACAGUGAAGCCGCAACAAAGUUCCAGGAGAUCUCAAUCGAGACCAGAAUUCGAAAAAGGAGACCUGAGUUGGCCUUGGAGCUCCUGAAUCUAAAUCGACGUGGGCUGCUGCUGCUGCUGCUGCUGCUGCUAUAUUUCCAGGAUCAGACUGCGAACCAUUCUGUAUACUGAGACCUAUAUCCCCAUGUAUUCUUUUCAGUUAGGGCAGUAUUACCAAUCUUGUAGUUUGGCCGCCUGUUUUAGUUUCUUCCUGGAGGGUAGCAUUCACUCCAAUUCAAUGAUUUCUGAAAAAGAAGCUUGAGCCUCUGAAUAAAGACGCCGGCCCAACUAGCUCAGUGGGCCUCCUCUUUCUUUGGAUUUUGGGUCAACAUUUGGGUUGGGCUUAAUUCGCUAUUUAUUGCAAAAAUUAGGUGUAGUUUCUUAAUAUUUCGACCUCCUCAUUCCGAGGUUGAAGAUCAGAGU